AAAAAAAUUAAGAAAAUCCCAGAGACGAGAGAGAAAAAAGAGAGAGAGGGUUGCCGCCGGUUCGUUAGAUCUGCCUUUCUGGUUGCUCUUCUGGCGCUGGAUAGGACUCUGUCCAUUAGUUUUUUUUCCUCUUUGUAGUCUCGUUUGCUGUCUACUCCCGCUUCUUGUCUUCCUUUCGCGUUGGUUGGGUGCCUCUCGACGGUGGUGGUUCCAAUGUUAUCUUGGCGCGUGAAGUGAAGUUCCGUCCGGUGGUGGUUGUUGGUGAAGGCUCUGGUGCGACGUUGGCAGAUAGCGUCGAUUCUAUGGCCAGAUCUGGCGGAUCUGGGUUGGCGGCUUUGCUUGCUGUUUUGUCUCCGGCGGUUUGUUGGCUUCGGUGAGCAGUGAGGGAUGAAGCUACUCUUUGACGAGCUUCAGCGGUCGGGUUUGGGUUCUUCAGAUCUUACCUCUCAUUCCAGCCACGGCGGUGUCAAGAAGUAAGGAGCGGCGUCGUUUAGUUUUCAGUCCGGCCAAGGUGUGUGCCUCGAAACAUGGCAGAAGUGAUAUAGCUCUUCGAUCUUGCACUGUGAGGUGAUGAUUUGCUAUCCUGUGCUCCAAUUUUAAUCUUUAGAAGAUUAGCAUUCUGGUUAUUAUAUGGUUAGUUCAGAGAAGCAUCUAUUUCGCCAGUUUAGCUACAUGACUCUUGGCCGGGUCAGUCGGAUUUAUUGUCCGUUUUUAGGUUCAAGACCGGAACAAUGAAAGCCUGAGAGACCAAGCUCUUCUGAUAAUGCGCCUUUGGGUGUUGAAGCUAUUGGGACAAAUUCUUCAUAUCGAUCAUGAGGUUCUCAUAGCUGGGAUUUGAUUUUUUCUCAGUUUAGUUUUUGGUCUUCUCUGUGUUAGUAUUUGUUUUCGUGUCAUUAUGAUAAUUUAGGUGGUUUAAGAGAUGACUUCACUCCGAGUUGUGGUUUGUUGUCUAUCUCGCUGUGGUUAAAAAUUGCAAUGGUUCUCGAUUAGGUAGCGUUGGAUCCGCCUAGUGUUCCAGGGUUGUACUUGAUCAACUAUUGCAUUUGGUCCAAGUCUUUAGAGGUGAAAAUUAAUGAGUUAUGAUUUGGUUGUAACUUGUUGGUUAAUGAAAGUUGUUGUUGAGCCAAAAAAAAAAAAUAUACCAAGUGAUUAAACCGAUUUAUUUAACUUUGAUAAGAGAAUUGAACUGCGUUGCUCAUUACAAGAGAAAAAAAAAAGCAAGAAAAGAAAAGAAGAGAGUGUAGUGAGAGAGAGAAAGAGAGGAGAGCAAGUAGAAAGAGCAAAGGUUAAUCUGAAAUUUUCCAACGAGAGAGAUGAUUAGGAGGAACCCUGAAUUUGUUCGGAGCAAAGAAGAAAGCCAAAACGGAACGUUUUUCAAGAUACUUCUGAGUAUAGAUGUUUCUUCAGAAAACAUGCGAGCACUCCCUCAUGAGUUCACGAAAAGCUUCUCCAACAAAGAGCUCUCCGGCCGUAAGAUGAAGAUCAGAGCGCAAUGGGGAAGCUCUUGGGAAGUAGGAGUCUCUAAAAACCCGAGAUUCUACGUCAUGGAGAAGUCCGGAUGGGAGAAGUUUGUGAGUGACAAUGCCUUGGGACACAGUGAGUUUAUUACCUUCACUCACAAAGGGAAGAUGUGGUUUACUGUGAAUAUCUUUAAGCAAGACGGCAAGGAGAUGAUGCAACCUCCAAGUCUUAUCAAAACAGAUCAUGUGGAAGAUGACAAGAAGGAAGAGGUGGUGGUAUCUACAGAGUUGAGUUGACGAACAAGGAAAAGGAAGCUCAACCUUGGAAAGAAGAAAGCUGAGGAAUCCAAAAAUUUCACGAGAACCGAGAAAGUGGUUAGGGUCAGGAGAGAUUCUGGAGGUGCCUCUUCAUCUUCUGUUGCAGAAUUCACCGUCAUCAUCAGAAAAACAUACCUCAAAUGGCUGAAGAUCCCAAAGGAUCAUAGGCAGAAGGCGAAGAAGGCAAUAUUCAUGAUCCAUCACUCAAAUGGGAAGAAGACAUGGGAUGUUGUGGUUUGUUUGGCGGAGGGCUACGCAUUCUUCUCUGGUGGAUGGGCAUAUGUAGUCAAGGAAUAUCCUAUUGCUGUUGAUGAUAUUUGCACAUUCACAUUCAUCAAACCAGACGAGCUGAUUCUUGUUGUCUCAAAACCCUAAGAGAGAGUCUCGCUAAUAAUGAUGGAUGUGAGGGGUGUCUUGGAGAACAAUAUCUUAGUGAGGCAAAAAAGACUUUGUGAUGGUGUUGUCUUAAGUUUUAUGUUAUGACUUUAGUUUGGUUAAGUUGGUGUAUAAACUUUUCUUAUUGUUUGUCGGAUGGAUCCCUCUUUCUCUC
Molecule: messenger RNA, 2328 nt
Organism: Camelina sativa (false flax)
Lineage: Eukaryota; Viridiplantae; Streptophyta; Magnoliopsida; Brassicales; Brassicaceae
Product: B3 domain-containing protein At2g16210-like
Molecular function (GO): DNA binding
Source: RefSeq, a predicted model, not a curated record